Centruroides sculpturatus (bark scorpion) is the source of this 501-nucleotide messenger RNA. RefSeq lists its product as uncharacterized. Gene Ontology annotation, molecular function: nucleic acid binding; zinc ion binding. The record is from RefSeq and is a predicted model, not a curated record. The coding region runs from base 1 to 501 and encodes 166 amino acids. The transcript has 2 exons. NCBI's taxonomy places the organism in Eukaryota, Metazoa, Arthropoda, Arachnida, Scorpiones, Buthidae.
AUGUCUGAAGACGAAUCAGAUAUACAGAUCGGUCUUUCAGAUCAAGGAGUCAUUGCUGUUCGACACAUCUCCAUUCGUCGAGAUGGAUAUCUGCGCUGUCUGGUUCAUCCAUACAUUCCAAAUCGGCUGUGUUGCUUUAAAUGCCAGCGAUUUGGACAUUCCCAAACAUCAUGUCGAGGCAAAAGUUUAUGUGCACAGUGUGGAGUUGAAGGCCACCAGGGUACUGAGUGUACAACCACUCCAUGCUGUGUCAACUGCAAAGAGGCCCAUCCUGCCUACUCCCGAAAAUGUCCCACGUGGCAAAGAGAGAAAGAGAUUCAGCGCGUGAAAACAGUUAACAAUCUACCUUACCCAGAGGCACGACGCAUGGUAAAUUUAAAUGCACCAGUGAAACAGAAGACAUUUGCUGCUGUUCUGAAAUCCACAAAAACAUGUGGAGUUCAGACAGACAUUUCUGUUCCAUCAAAUGAAUCUCUAACUUGCACGAAAAAUGUUUGCUAA